Messenger RNA from Parasteatoda tepidariorum (common house spider), 358 nucleotides. RefSeq lists its product as uncharacterized. Gene Ontology annotation, molecular function: protein binding. Lineage: Eukaryota; Metazoa; Arthropoda; Arachnida; Araneae; Theridiidae. The record is from RefSeq and is a predicted model, not a curated record.
GCAGACUGCGGACGGGAAGAGAGGAGGAGUCCGUAGGUCCAGUAUUCCCAUCUUCAGAGCACACUCGGACGGAAAUCUGCACGACUACAAGCCUUCCCCGCGCCUUGGUACCAGCAGAAAUAAAUCAUUAAGUACACCAUCUAUAAAUCAAACAGACCACAAUAUCACGCCAAGAUCUGAUCGCCAAAUGUCCAUCAUCAAAGAAUCUGGAUCAUCUCCAAGUGACUUGCGGCACAGUGACACUGAAAUUUCACCCAGUAAGUAUCACACCCGACACGUUAUUGUUUUCUCUUCCAUCUCCGACAUCUGCACUUCAUUAUUCACAAUACCACAUGAAGAACCUAUCAUGACAAAAUUG